AUGGAACAUGAGAAGUGCUAUGUGUUCAAGCCGCACGAGGAACGGCCGGCAAAGAGGAGGCGGGUCACCGCGCUGAGUGAAAACCCAUCCUGGCAGCUUCGGAAUCAGACGUGUCGGGAGCUGUGGGCAGUACAACAACAACAACGCAUUGAUGAAGUUCUCACGGACGUCAAUCGAACGACGUUGGAUGGCAUCAUCGACUUCGUGUCUGGAACCCCUGCCUCAAAAGACCAAGGGUCCAAAAUCCCGACCGGGCUGGUGGUCGUCGGACCAAGCAUCGCUUCGCAUGCUCAAUUCUUCGACAGUCUGGCCAAAAGAACGACCCAAGAGGCAAACAGCGUUUUUGUCACGCUGACCUCGGGCGACUGCCCGAAUCUAAAAACCCUAUUGAAGACUCUGAUCAGGAAAGGCACAUCAGCAGAAGAUUUAGACGGCGAUGAGCUGGUCUCCACCAGACGAAAGGGGCCCAAGUUGCUGAAUUACGAUCUUCAAUUGCUGCACGAAUGGUGCAAAGAGCAGGAGCCUACGCACGUGGUAGUGGCGAUCCAGGACAGCGAGGCUUUCGAGGGAUCCUUGCUGGCCGAGGCUAUCCAGCUGUUCCAGUCAUGGUUGGACCGGAUACCUUUUUUGUUGCUAUUUGGAAUUGCCACGUCCACCGAGGGCUUCGAAGAAAAGCUCCCUGGUGCCGCCAUCAGGUGUCUCCAAGGCGAAAAAUUUGACGUUGUGCAAGCAGACCAAGUCCUAGAGCAGGUCUUUCACACCGUAGUCAGCGGUGAACAGUCUCUUUGGAUGGGUGCGGGCUUGAGCAGCAGACUCCUUGACAGGCAAAAAGACCACAUUCAGAGCGUUGAAGCCUUCGUGGAUGCCUUCAAGUACGCAUACAUGUGCCACUUCUACGCAAACUCACUCAGCAUCUUUCUCCGAAAAGACCUCAGUUACGAGCAAAUGUCCAGUGAUGAUCUGGAAGCACUGCGAAACCUCGACUCCUUCCGGCGUCUAGCAGAAGACCUGGUAGAUAAAGGAGAGACCAUGACCGUUCGUGAUUUGCUCGAAUCUGACGAGGUUUUGUUUCAAUAUACUGUUAAGGAGACCAGGGAAUUUCAAUCGAAGAUCCGCGACUUGAUCGAUGCGGUUGAGCUUAUCGGAAUUCUGAAAGGAUGCGUACCAAAGAGUUCCAUCGUCUCCUUUUCCUCGCUCUAUGUACGCGCAGUCUCGGGAGAGCUUCAGGGCUCACCGCUUGUCCGCGAACUUCUCUUGUCAGUGAAGAAGUCACCCUCGGACGUGCUGUCAAAGAUACUGUCCUGCUUAAACGACAGUGCCCUAUGCACUAAGGUUCAGGCACUUCAGCGAGACCUUGACGAGCUCCUCUCCACCGCUGAGCAUCCGGAACAACCUCUUCGCAGCAAACACGAUGUCCACAACGAAACACUUCGGACGACGAUAGUAGCGCAGAAGGUUGAGCUUAGCAAGCAAAAGUCGAAGCUCUCCAAAAAAGACACCGCUUACUCGAAAAUUGUGGAACAACUGCACAGCACGCUGGACGAGUAUUUCAAGAAGACGCUGAUUCAGCCCAAAGACUACUUUUUGCAUGAAAUCGUCUUGUAUGACCUGAAGAGUCCACACGUAGAUGUCUUCACUCCAAGACCGAGGUUUGCCGUGGAACGCGCUCUAUCGGCACCACACGACUAUUUGAAUUGCAGUUGUUGUGCUACGUCGAAGGGCAACGGCGCUGCCGGGGGCUCUCUUGCUUCAUCCCAACCCCCGGUUGCAAUCUUGUAUCAGCUAUACCUAGAAUCCGGCAGCUUGAUCAACGUCAAUGAUCUGUGGCUAGCUUUCAAUGCCAUCAUCAACGAAGAUGAUGAGGACGAGGAAAUGGCUAUGGCGUUGUUCCAGCGCUCGCUUGCUGAAAUGAAGUACCUGGGACUUAUAAAAUCUAGCAGGAAGAAGACCGACCACGUUGCAAAGGUGGCGUGGAAAGGGCUAUAG
Messenger RNA from Aplosporella prunicola CBS 121167, 1986 nucleotides. RefSeq lists its product as uncharacterized. Gene Ontology annotation, biological process: DNA replication; DNA replication initiation. The record is from RefSeq and is a predicted model, not a curated record. Lineage: Eukaryota; Fungi; Ascomycota; Dothideomycetes; Botryosphaeriales; Aplosporellaceae. The coding region runs from base 1 to 1986 and encodes 661 amino acids. The transcript is spliced from 5 exons. Gene Ontology annotation, cellular component: DNA replication preinitiation complex; nuclear origin of replication recognition complex; nuclear pre-replicative complex. Gene Ontology annotation, molecular function: DNA replication origin binding.